AGGGAGAGUGCUUGUUCUAGCUUGAAUGAAUCGACCCCUCAUACGGCUGAUAAGCCAGCUGAGUAUAUCCCCCUGAAACAAAGUCAGACUGACCGUAGACGCUUAUCAGCCACAACUCUGGAAGCAUCUUUUUUUAGCAACAUCUGGGCAAGCAAGAAGGCUCCCUCGACUUCCUUUUCCGGCUCAAGCAAUUUGGGAGGUUAUGUAAUUCCCCCCAGCUCAAGUCAUUCUGCCACUUUGGACCGAUUAGCUACUUCGACAACCAAUAGCUCAGAGGCUGUAACCAUAGAGUCAGCAUCCCGACAGCUGGUAGACCCGGUGGAAAUGGAAUUCUCGCCUGCAACUGGUCGGUCGUUCGAUAAAGGACUGAGGAGGCGCCACGCUUGGAAGUCGGCUUGUGGCAGGCAGCCACGCACGGCCAAUAUAUCUAGAGAAGGGUCACUUUGCGCUGUUAAUCAAAUUUCAAUAGCCCCUGGUAGAACUGAAACUGUAGAGAUGGACGUAACGCAGAACCCAGGAAGUCAAGGUGAGUAG
Molecule: messenger RNA, 534 nt
Organism: Protopolystoma xenopodis
Lineage: Eukaryota; Metazoa; Platyhelminthes; Monogenea; Polystomatidea; Polystomatidae
Source: the annotation of a GenBank genome assembly